Messenger RNA from Prorocentrum cordatum, 375 nucleotides. Lineage: Eukaryota; Dinophyceae; Prorocentrales; Prorocentraceae. The record is from the annotation of a GenBank genome assembly.
CUCACCGAGAAGUACCAGAUGGUCGCGAAUGAGUGCAACGACAUCUACAAGGAAUGCCAGCAGCUCGAGAGCCAGCUCAGGGUCGCAGCGAAGGCAGCGGCCCAACAGGCUGGAGGUGCAGAUGGUGCAGCACAUGGGGCAUCAUCAGACACGCUCGAGGAUUAUAUCAUGGCGAAGCUCCCGCCUGGCGCGGAGAUCAGCCCCGACUUCAAGCAGAAGGUCAACGCCAUGGCCACGGAGCUCGACGCCGAGUACAAUCGGAUGGCCCAGGACAAGCACCACCAGCACCAGCAGCUGAACCAGCAGCUGGUCACCAACCAGCCCCUGAAGGCGCAGCCGCAGUCGCAGCUCCCAGCGGAGAGGGCAUCCCUGCAG